Messenger RNA from Marmota monax (woodchuck), 4006 nucleotides. Its product is annotated as NACHT, LRR and PYD domains-containing protein 12-like. Gene Ontology annotation, molecular function: protein binding. The record is from RefSeq and is a predicted model, not a curated record. Gene Ontology annotation, biological process: positive regulation of MHC class I biosynthetic process; negative regulation of inflammatory response; cellular response to cytokine stimulus. Gene Ontology annotation, cellular component: cytoplasm. Lineage: Eukaryota; Metazoa; Chordata; Mammalia; Rodentia; Sciuridae.
CCCUCCCUCUGGGCCGCCUCCUCCAAGAGUCAUUUCCCCUUCCCGGCCCCAAAGACUUUGGUUGUCUCUUGGAAUCCCUUCCCCACUAACAGGAAGUAAAGAAGGGCAAGCUGCUUUGGGAACCAGGAUGAACAGUCAGAAGAAAAGAUAUGGAACCUGCUUGUAUCUGGAGUUUGUUGUCUGCAGAGAAAGACUACCAGGAAAUAUACAGAAAACAUCUAAGGGAAAAACACAUAAAAAUAGGAGUUGAUAAAUGUUAUCACCAUGGCAAGCAUAUAGAGUCACGGCUGCUUCUUGUAAAAGAGAACUGUGUAUCAGAAAAGACACCAUGUGGAAUUCCUCAACAAUAUCAUUUUGUUAAGAUGGAACAUGUAUUUAAUCCUAAUGAAGAAGAUUUCAGCUCAUCCAGAACUCUGGUGCUUCAGGGAUGUGCUGGGACUGGGAAAACAGCUGUGGUACACAAAUUCAUGUUUGACUGGGCAGCAGGAAUGGUUACUCCAGGCAGAUUUGACUAUCUCAUUUAUGUCAGUUGCAGAGAAAUCAGCCACACUAAUAAUCUUAGUGCUGUUGACCUGAUCACUAACAUAUUUCAAGACAUAAAGGGACCAAUCCUGGACAUUAUACUUCUAUAUCCAGAGAAACUUCUAUUUAUUCUUGAUGGAUUUUCUGAGCUGCAAUACCAUGGGGGUGACCAAGAAGACGAUCUUACUAGUAAUCCCCAGGAGAGGAAGCCAGUAGAGAUACUCUUGUGUAGUUUGGUGAAGAAAAAACUUCCUGAAUCCUCUCUCCUAAUAAGUGCCCAGCUCAAAGCCAUGAAGCUCCACUCUCUGAGGAAGCCGAAAGUCACAUCUCUGCUGGAUGUCCUAGAGCCAUGGCAGCUUUCUGGGGAGGCUGGCAGACUGGAAACCCAGGGAAGAGCCCAUGUUACAGUUAAGUCCAAAGGCUAUUUGUUGACAGAUUUUCUUCUGAGGAGAAGGUUGUGUGCUAGCCUUCUCCCAAAAAGCUCAGAGGCUGUUUGCAAGUAUCUUGCCUCUGUUCUCAUUUGCAACCCAUAUCUCACUGAAUUGGACCUGAGUGAAAAUCCCCUGGGGGACAAAGGAGUGAAGUAUCUUUGUGAGGGUCUUAGACAUUCUAACUAUAAAUUGGAGAAACUAGACUUAAGCAAAUGUUACCUCUCAGAUGUGAGCUGUGUGGAGCUCUCUUCUUUCUUGCAACUUCCUGUAAGCCGCCUUGCCCAAGUCCAGAGCUCCACCCGGAGCCUGACAAGACUGCUUUUGAUUAAUGACAGAAUUGAAGAUUUGGGACUGAAAUUGCUGUGUGAAGGAUUAAAACAGCCCGGCUGUCAGUUAAAGGAUCUGGCGUUAUGGACCUGUCAUCUGACUGGAACGUGUUGCCAGGAUUUUUGCAAUGCACUCUAUACAAAUGAACACCUGAGAGACCUUGACCUCAGUGACAAUGCCUUAGGGGAUGAGGGCAUGAAGGUGCUGUGUGAAGGGCUGAAACACCCCUGCUGCAAGCUACAGUCCUUGGGCAUUGACACAGAUCAUUUACAUGAAGAUACAUUUAGAAAGAUGGAAGCUUUAAAAAUGAACAAGCCUGGAAUUACCUGGUAAUUUCCCAGGAGAGCCUCUGAACUGACUUCAUAGAGACUCUCUCCAUUUGGUACCACCUUUAACAGAUGUGCAGUAUUGUUUUUCCAAAUCUGUUAACCUUUGCUGAGGAAUCUCCUAUGAAACAAGUGUCAGUGAUUGCCAUUUCUUACAUAAAACCGUCUACUAAAUAGGAUGUAAAAGACAGAAGCACCUUAGUUUAAAUGUCUUCAGCAAUAAUACCUUAUAUUUAUAUAUUGUAUUACCAUGUUAACUGUACUGUCACAAGAACCCUCUAAGGUGGGAAGGUUAGGUUUAGAAAAGUUGUGACUAACUCCAGGUUACACAGAUCAUUAGUGAGAGAGCUGAGGCUGGAAUUCAGCCAGGUCUUCCAAGUCUCAGACCAUGCAAAGAAACAGUAGGAAAAACAUACAUGAAUGAGUCUACUUAAACAAGAUCCUUGAAUCGAUUAAAAGACAAAGGAGUAUACAAACAUACAUUAUAUCUUAUGGUGCUGAUUUUAAGUAAACUUAUAUUUCAUGAAAGAGAGAAAUGAGCUAGAUUAAUUGGGAAAGUCUCAUGGAGGAGGUAAGACUUGAUGUUGGUCUUGAAGAGUGAGAAGGAUUGAGAUAGACAAAAGUAUAAUAGACCUUGGUUUUAAGACUGCAGGGUGACACAUGCCUGUAAUCUCAGCAGCUCAGGAGGCUGAGGCAGAAAGAUUGCCAGCCUCAGCAACUUAGUGAGUUUAAGGCCAACCUCAGCAACUUAGUAAGACCCUGUCUCAAAAAAUAGAAAAGACUGGGGAUGUGGUUCAGUGGUUUGGCAUCCUUGAGUUUAAUCCCUGGUACCAAAAAAAAAUUAGAAUUUAAAAAAAAAACUGCAAGGUUACAUGGCUAUUUUUGUAAGUAUCUCAGUAAAAGAGAGAAGAGAGAAAUAUUUGCUUUAGAAUUUCGUGAGCUACCAUAGUAUCCAUACUACUACUAGGCUCCUGAGAGUGCUCUCCAGUUCCCAGUCUUAAUUCUUUUACUGGACCUUUUAAAAAAUAUAUAUUUAUUUUUUACUUGUAGUUGGACACAGUACCUUUAUUUUAUUUGUUUUUAUGUGGUGCUGAGGAUCAAACCCAGGGCCUUGAAUUGCUAGGCGAGUGCUAUACUGCUGAGCCACAACCCCAGCCCCAGCCCCAGCCCCUUUUUUCUGAACUUUUAGUAUCUCAUAAAUGUGUUUGUAUUUGUUCAUGGGUUACCAAGACUAACACACUCCUCAUUCCUGACAUCUCACUUAGCCCAACAGUGAUCAUUCAUAGCACCCUAUUCCUAUCUCUGCCUUGUUUCCACAAAAUGUCAGAUGAGACAAAUGCAGAAAUAGAGUGCCAGGCAAGGAAAAUAGCAAAAACUCAUUGAAAUAGAUAUGAAUGGAGAAUGGGAUCAACAGAAAUAGGCUGGCCUUAUUAAAGUGUAGAGUUGUCCCUGGAAGCUAUUCAACUACCUGUGUGACCCUGAACAAUUCACUUAGAUUCCUAGAACCUCCAUUUUCUUAUCUAUAAAAUGGGAUAAAUUGAUUUUAGCCUUGAAGGGCUGCUUCCCAAUGUUUUCUUCUCCACAGUAGGCAUCAAUUAGUUGUACUUGUUUGUAUGAGUAUGUGUCUAUAGUAUCAUUCAGCUGUGUAGUCUUUAACUCCUAGAUUUUCUUUCUGUAGUAAUCUGAGUUAACUUUCCAUUUGAAUUAAAUAUGUGCUAGAGGCAGUGAAUCUAGUGGUAGAAGAAACAAAGUGAGACAAUACUUCAGGUGAGAGAUUGUGGAAAACCCAGCUGUUCCAUGACCUCAUCCAUAAUUGUAUAUUUUUUACCACCUCCUGGGAGAUGGUAACUCUCAGUAAGGAGACCAGGCUCCCAUAAGAAUAAUAAUCAAAAUAGUUUGUUCCCAGAUUAAUCAAGUUCCCUUUACUCAUUUAACAUAUAUUUAUUGAAUAUUUAUUAUAUGCCAGGAUUUGUGUUAAUGUUGGGUUUACAGAGAUGGUUAUGCCUUUCCUGAGCACUUCCCCCCUUUUGUAUUCUCUGAUUACCCUAGUUCCUCUGUCAGUCUGGUAAAAAUAUGAUAAAACUCAGUCACAUUAAGAACUUAAAGAUAUAAAGUUAAAAGAAAAAUUGCAAAACUGUGUGUGUGUGUGUGUGUAAAAAUCAUGUAUAUGUAUUUGUAUGUGUCUGUACAGAAAAAUGUAUGGAAUAAUAUAUAUGAUUAAUCACAAAUACUGAUAAGCUCUGGCAAGAAGAAUUUGGCAAGCAGGGCAAUAAAUAGAAUAGGAAAGAAACUUUUUAUCUAUACCCUCCUGUUCUACUUGAUGUUUUUACCAUGUACAUGUAUUACUUUUAUAAUUAAUAGAUUUGCUGUUAAAAAUAAAAAUCAUACUGGUGAGUUAUU